UUCCGAAUGCGACGCAGCGUGCGGUCGGGCCUUUGUUUUCGACCCGCGACUAUUGUAUCUACAACGCACGAUAAAUUUGAUUUUUAUGCCUCUAUAAAAAUUUUUAAAUGUUUACGGGCAUAUAGAACACGUAGGUAAACGAAAACUAUAAAAGUAAUUUGUGCCAGACCAUAUGCUUCGUCCUAUUAAACGCUCUAUACGGAUGAGGAUGUAGGGACAUAUUGUCUUCUGACACGACAUCGUUUAGGAAAAAAACCCCGUAUUAGCUCAGCCCCGAAUCGUCGGUAAAUUUCAGUGAUGAUGAAAGUGGAGCACUAUUAUCCGACCAACAGCCGUCUGUUGACCGAGCCGAAAUUCGGGCGGGCCAAGCGCAUCAAAAUUUGGAUAAACGGCGAAUUGGAUUGCGCGGAGUUCAUCAUAAAUCCGAAGAACUUCAGGAGCUGGAUAUCGAUCCUGAACCACCUCACGGUGACGCUGCAACCCAGUUUCGGGGCCAUCAGGAAAUUGAUAGCUUUGAGCAAUUUGGACGCGGUGGAUUGCUUCGAGGAUCUGGAUCCUAGCGAUAGAUACGUGGCGUUGGGCGCCAGUUGCCGGUUGAAACUGCCCCCGGGAGGGUACAAAGAGAAGCUAACUUUACAUCUGCCGAAGUCGAGCAAGAAAUUCUAUGAAGGGGAGUUCAACUAUAGAAAAGCGAGGUUUCUAACGGAAUCGGAGAAGAAAAAAUUAAUGUUGAUUUACGUUACUGUUAAUGGGAGAACGAACCAGGUGCCUCAGAAAGCUGUUUUUAAAGACACAGAACUGAGAAAUUGGGAUGUUGUUCUGAUGUAUCUAGCUAAGAUACUUCACAUACCUGAAGGUGUUGAAAGUGUUUGUACUAUAUUUGGCGAUAUUUUGGAGAACCCUAGACAAUUACAACACGGUUACGUGUACGUAGCUAUACCCUUCAAGGAGUGUUUCGUUUGCUUGGAUUAUUUGAGCUUGUUCAAAAACGAGACAAAUUUCAGGAAAUUCUACACUUUAGCAAUUCGACCUGGUCACGAUUGCUUGAGCAACAAAGGUAGUCCUAGAUUGAAAAAAUCCACACUAUCAACCUAUCGCUUAGAAAAGAAUAAAGCUCAGCAUGAUGAAGCAGAACCUGCACUGGCAAAAUUGCAGACUGGCAAUAACCAGUACAGGGUUCGCAGUGUGGAGGCUUAUAACAAGCACUUGCAGCGUUGUUCGAUAGUAAGAAAUAAAGCGAUGAAGGAGAAAAUGAGAAGGGACGUGGCGAAUUCGAUAAAAGCUUUCGAGCAACGAAUAGAAGAAAUCGAAAAGGAAAAACUGCGAAGGAGCAAAACUUGCUCGGAAAUUCAACAUUGUGGGAAGCAAUUCAAUCAAGUGCGAUGUCAAACCGAGUUCGAAUUCAAACCGAUCAUUUCAACUAAAACGAGAGAUAGUGGUUGUGGCGAAACAAUUGACUCUGGAUAUUCGACUGUUGAAAAAAAGUCCCUCCAAAUGCAAACUGAUGUCUCAGAUAUUUUACAAGGAACUGGAGGUACUGCAGACAAAGGAUCAGCAACAGUGGCUACUAAACAAAUUGAAACCAUUCAAACAAAUAAUCCUGAAAAAGGCACCAAUUGCAACAGUGUAUCUGAUACAUCUGAAUCUACAAUUACUAUAGAAUUAACCAAAGAUAUUAUCAAAAACGACAAGGGCACACCUGCUUCAAAACAUAGUAAGAGUAGUGUUACAUCAACAGAUUCCGAGCAGGCUCAAAAAUGCCACAACUGUUAUGAAUUUGCAAACGAGUACAUGAGAAACGAUAAAUGCACAAUGUUUGUAAUCCAGGAAGUCACCGAAGGACCCACAACUUCAGAAAGUGACACCAAAGAACUUCUCUCUCCUGAUGGUAGAAGAAUGUACAGCACGUCUUCAGAUGUUUCCAGUGAAGGAAAAAGCACCGCUAAUGGCUCACAAAGAAAUAAUUGUAUAGUUGAUAGAUUGCAAGCACUGUUUGAAAAAUCUGCGCAAAUUGAUGUCCCCCUCAUAGAAGAAGAAAAAAUAUGCCUGGAAUGCAAAUCCUCCUACUGCGAUUCGUUGUUAGAAGGGGCCGAAUACGAGUGCCAAGAUUUAGAUUUUGUCGACGAUUUUGUAGAAGACAUUCCGGUAAAUUUCAACAAUACCAAGCCCAAAACCUCCGAUAACGUAAAGGAAUUCCAACGAAACCGAAAUCAAACGACAUUCGGGAAAAUAGCAGGUAGUAACGGAAAACAAUUAGUAAACUUCAACUACACCAAAGCCCAAGAAAAUCGAGUCACAUCCUGCCCCACUAUAAUGUUUCCUGCGCGCGAUACUUCUUCGUCGCAAACUUCAGACCAUGCGUUUCGAGCCCCGUCGCACGUCACUCAUCAGAGCACCUCCAAAACCUCGUCAUUGGACGUCCAUUCCGGCUCGGACAUGUCCUUUAAGUCUAACUGCACGUUGAAAUCGCACAGGAGCAACGGGAGGAUCGACUCGAUCCUUGAUAGGGAUAACUCCACGGCAUCUUUCAGCGUUGAGAAAUACAUUGUGCAGAGCGAGGAUGUUACCAUGUGCGAAAUUAGUACGAAGAAUAUUCGACCGACUGUUAUAGUGAUGAAGGAAAUCGAACGGGCGGAAUUUUCGAAGAUGGUUUCGACUACGAAAAUCGUGGAAAUUACGGAUUCUUUGGAAAAAUUGCCGAAAAGAUUAACUAUUGAAGAAGUUUAAAAUGAAACCAUAAUGGAAAUUGUGUACUUAAUAUGGUUAGCAAGGAUCUGAAGUAAGCUAAAUCACCAAAAGAUUGACAAGAAAUGGAUUUCAAUUCAAAUUAAUAAUUUAAAGAUUGAUACUCUCGUCCUCGCCCAACGCGGCAGCCAGCCAGGGAAGCUUCUCUUUGAGCAAUUCCAACGCAGAUUUAACAACUUGAGGUUCUAGAGGCGGAGUGUGAGUAGUCGAUAGAGGAGGGCCAGGAGGGUAGGGCGUUGUUAGUGGCAUUCCAUUAUAAAUGCGGUCGCUGUAGUCAUAUUCGUCUGAUUCAAGGACAGGUCCAGAAAAUCCUCCAGCUCCUCCAACCGUGGCGAAAUUGUUGGAUUGGAAAGCAAUGGGCUUGGCAUGGAAACCGCUA
Messenger RNA from Phyllotreta striolata, 3124 nucleotides. The record is from the annotation of a GenBank genome assembly. Lineage: Eukaryota; Metazoa; Arthropoda; Insecta; Coleoptera; Chrysomelidae.